Messenger RNA from Ochotona curzoniae (black-lipped pika), 4470 nucleotides. RefSeq names its product ligand of numb-protein X 2 (gene LNX2). Gene Ontology annotation, molecular function: protein binding; ubiquitin-protein transferase activity. The transcript has 10 exons. The record is from RefSeq and is a predicted model, not a curated record. The coding region runs from base 252 to 2339 and encodes 695 amino acids. Lineage: Eukaryota; Metazoa; Chordata; Mammalia; Lagomorpha; Ochotonidae.
UGGCCAGAGUUUGCUUCUUGCCAGGAAAUCCGCGGCGGCGGCGGCGGCGGUUCCCGGUGGUGGAGCGGCGCCCGGCCGACUCCCCGCUCCCGUACAGCGGGCCGCGGGAGCUGCGGCGCCACGAGCCCCGUGCACGCCGCGGGCAGCCGCGCUUCCCCAUACAGCGAAUCUUGGCUGCUUGGAUCCAUGAGUUCCGUUAAAGGACGCCAAACCUGAAGCCCGAGUCUGCCCUCUGAGGAGAAAGCAGACACAUGAGUCACUGCAGAAUGGGGACAACCAGUGACGAGAUGGUGUCUGUGGAGCAGACCUCCUCUUCCUCCCUCAACCCACUGUGUUUUGAAUGUGGCCAACAGCACUGGACAAAAGAAAACCACUUGUACAAUUACCAGAACGAAGUGGAUGAUGACCUCGUCUGCCACAUUUGCCUGCAGCCCCUGCUGCAGCCGCUGGAUACGCCCUGUGGACACACAUUCUGCUACAAGUGCCUCCGAAACUUUUUACAGGAGAAAGAUUUCUGUCCGUUGGACCGAAAAAGACUGCACUUUAAGUUGUGUAAGAAGUCUAGUAUUCUGGUUCAUAAACUGCUAGACAAACUGUUGGUUUCAUGUCCAUUUUCUUCAGUGUGCCAAGAUGUAAUGCAACGCUGUGAUCUGGAGGCACAUCUUAAGAACAGGUGUCCAGGAGCUUCUCAUCGGAGAGUUUCCCUAGAAAGAAGGAAAACUAAUAAAACUCAGGCCGAGAACGAGAAUGAAAAUGGACCCACAAUCAUCGAUGCUCCAGGAACUUUAUUGCCAGAAAUGGACUGUCCCGGACCGGGCCCCUUGGCCCCCGAACGAAACUCAACAUCGGCGGCCCUUCCCGUGUGGACGGAGGAGCCUGGCCUGGACAACCCUGCCUUUGAGGAGAGCGCAGGGCCCGACACCAUACAACAGCCACUUAGUUUACCAGAGGGAGAAAUUACCACUAUUGAAAUUCACCGAUCCAAUCCAUACAUUCAAUUAGGAAUUAGCAUUGUGGGUGGCAAUGAGACGCCGCUGAUUAACAUUGUCAUCCAGGAAGUCUAUCGGGACGGGAUCAUCGCCAGAGAUGGGAGACUCCUGGCUGGAGACCAGAUUCUUCAGGUCAACAACUAUAACAUCAGCAACGUGUCCCAUAACUACGCCAGAGCCGUCCUCUCGCAGCCCUGCAGCACGCUGCAGCUCACCGUGCUGCGGGAGAGGCGCUUCGGCAGCCGGGCACACAGCCAUUCCGAUGGCACUUCUCCCCGGGAGGAGAUCUUCCAGGUGGUUCUUCACAAACGGGACUCCGGGGAACAGCUCGGCAUUAAACUGGUCCGAAGGACAGAUGAGCCCGGCGUUUUUAUCCUUGACCUGUUGGAAGGGGGCCUGGCCGCCCAGGACGGCAGGCUCAGCAGCAAUGACCGAGUGUUGGCCAUCAACGGGCAUGACCUGAAGCAUGGCACCCCGGAGCUCGCUGCCCAGAUUAUUCAGGCCAGUGGAGAGAGGGUCAAUUUAACAAUUGCUAGACAAGGGAAAGCCCAGCCUGGAAACCCUGUCCGAGAAGCAGCAAGCCACAGCGGCAGCAGCCAGCACCACUCCCAGUCGCUCUACCCCAGCAGACCAACCUCGCAUAAGGAUCUUACUCAAUGUGUCACAUGCCAAGAAAAACACAUUACUGUUAAAAAGGAACCACACGAGUCCCUUGGAAUGACAGUGGCUGGGGGCAGAGGGAGUAAGAGUGGCGAACUGCCCAUCUUUGUAACCAGCGUACCACCGCAUGGCUGCCUCGCACGAGAUGGCAGAAUCAAGAGAGGUGACAUACUGCUGAACAUCAACGGCAUCGACCUGACCAACCUGACUCACAGUGAGGCUGUGGCGAUGCUCAAGGCCAGUGCUGCCUCCCCUGCUGUGGUCCUGAAGGCACUGGAGGUCCAGGUGGUGGAGGAUGCGGCCCAGACCCUGGAAGAGCAGCCCAGCACCGUCAAUGAGAAUGAGUACGAUGCCAGCUGGUCCCCGUCCUGGGUCAUGUGGCUUGGCCUCCCAAGUGCCCUUCACAGCUGCCACGACAUCGUCUUACGGAGAAGCUACUUGGGAAGCUGGGGCUUCAGUAUCGUCGGAGGCUAUGAAGAGAACCACACCAACCAGCCUUUCUUCAUUAAAACCAUUGUCUUGGGGACACCUGCCUACUAUGAUGGAAGACUGAAAUGCGGAGACAUGAUUGUGGCCGUGAAUGGCCUGUCCACCGUGGGCAUGAGUCACUCUGCACUGGUGCCCAUGCUGAAGGAGCAAAGGAACAAAGUCACCCUCACAGUCAUUUGCUGGCCUGGCAGCCUUGUGUAAAUUUUUGAAAUUGAUUAUCAGUCAUGCAUCUUCCUUUUUUGAGGUCUUUGAAAGAAAAUCGUUUGAUUUCGUUGUUUUUCUGAUUUGGAGCUAUUGGGGGAACAGCUGGUAUACACGGGGCCAAAACUCACCAUGAUGGUCCACCUGUUAGUGUUGAAAUUGUUUCUCUUAGCUUGGAAGCAUUGUCUCCAACUAACCCCUGGUGAGUUUAUAUUUUUGAAAUUCAGACGUUCCGCUGUCAAAGUGUUACAGUAGUGAAUGAAGCCCACUGUAACUGUGACCCGGCCAGCUGACGAAAGGACUUCUGGGGGCUCUGUUUUCAGUACUGAAUCGUACAAGUUACGGAUCCCAGGACAAUUAUCAGCAAAGCCAGUAAUAGCAGCCAGCAGCUGUCGCUGGUCCCAGCCAAUGCCACGAUCACAUACAUUUGAAAUCUGCUGAUAAGUUUCCACCAUUUUUCAUGUGCCAACAUUUCAAAACUUGAUCCUGUUUAUAAGUUUUCUAAUAUGUGUUAUUUCUACUUUAAUCUCUCAGUACUCAUAGAUAAUGAAGACAUAAAUCUGAUACCAUUAAAGAGACUUUUUUAAAAAAAAUAGUGAGCUAUUAUUAGAGUAGUAUGGAAUAAAAUAUAAUGUUAUCCAAUGACAAAGGAAUUUAGAGGGUAAUUAUAGUUUAGUGCUAGAGAUGUUGAAAAGCUGUGUUUACUUGAAUAGUCCAAAAGCAUUAAGGAUUUACUUCCAAAGGAAUGUUUUGCUAUGUAGGACAAGUUUGAAGCAGUUUUUGCAAAAAGUCAUUUCUAGAGUUUGUACUAUACUUACCAACGGUCUUGGCUGGACAUGUUUUUGUGAUUUAUGCAGUUAAACUAGAUGAUGAAUCCAAAACCUUACUGCUGUUAAAUAUACAAACAUAUAUCGCAGCUAAGUAGAAAGGAGAGAUUUUAAUUUAAUUCAGAUAAGAAUAUUCGUUCUUGUACCUUAGAGACCCUUACAUUUCCUGUUGUUCCUUAGGAACCUAAUCGUUUUAAGUAAGAUACGAAGAAGUUCUGCUUUUUUUUUUUUUAAUCUGCAAUUACAGGUUUUAGAUGUUAAUAUCUUUGAAUCAGCUAUUGGUCACUAGGUUAUUUCAUAUUUUUUGAAAUGUUUUUGAAGUGCUUUUGAAAUUCUGACUAGCCCAUUUUGUCUGUCCUUCAUUUGUUACGGUUGUCCUUCGGAAAACACGUGAAGAAGUCAAUAAGAGAAGAAUGUUUUUACCUUACUAAUAAUCAUGCAUACUUGAAAAGUGACAUUUAGACGCCGAGUUCAGAACCUGAGCUAAUGUGCAGGUGACCUCCGUGCUGAAUGGUGUUGAUCGUCGGCGAAUGUGUCUCGGAGUGCUACUGCGUGUCAUGAAGCGCGUACACUUUAUCUGCAAACUUAGCAAGUAGAAUUGCCGGGGUUAACGGAUAAUUCCAGUUGGUUUUAUAAUUUUUUAAAAAUCCUAUCUCUUUGGAAUAAAUAGUGACAAUCAUUGCUGCCCGCUUUGGUCCCUGAGAUGCGCUGUCAGGAGGGCUUGUGACCAAGGUCUGGUGGCACGCCCCACACGGUGGGUUCCUGUCACUCAUUAUUGGCAAUUUAAUAGUGAAGUGCUCUGAACUUAUAAUUUGCCUGGAACAAGUUUUCUUCCUGCUCUCCAAACAGAAUUUUGUAACGAAUUUUGCUAUCUUCUUAAACACCAGUUUUUAACAACGGAUAAUAGAGAGGGGUUGUCUGUCCAUCAGCAAAUAUCAUAACUGCUGGAUAUAGAUGUGUAAGUAUCUGCUAAAUACUUACAUUGAGUCAGAGGGUGUAGUGUAUUGAAAGAAGAAAUGUCUUCCAUUUUUGGUAGUUCGUGGAAAUUCGAGAUGAGCCAAAGUGUCUAAGAUUUUAUGGCGGAAGACAGCAGCUUUUGGUCACAGUGAUAUUUGGUGCUGGCAGCUUGUUCAUAAUUUGUUGUUACUACGGAAGUAUUUUGGAUUGUCCUCAGUUACAUCCUUAUAGUUAAACAGCUUGAUUUGCUCUGUGCCUUCUGUCUAAAUUAUUGAGGAUUUUUCAGAUGUGUUUGAAUACUGAUGUGAUCAUCAUCGAGGAUGGAAAUAAAAGUCAUCCUUUCUGUA